Messenger RNA from Etheostoma cragini (Arkansas darter), 4150 nucleotides. It is a transcript of the gene lrpprc, whose product is annotated as leucine-rich pentatricopeptide repeat containing. The record is from RefSeq and is a predicted model, not a curated record. Gene Ontology annotation, molecular function: protein binding. The transcript is spliced from 35 exons. The coding region runs from base 54 to 3929 and encodes 1291 amino acids. Lineage: Eukaryota; Metazoa; Chordata; Actinopteri; Perciformes; Percidae.
CGCGGUGUUCUCGCGGUACUCUAGCGGUACUAUUGACCGGUCACGUGGAGCGGAUGCCCUUCCACGGUGCGACAGAAAACAUGGCUGCGCUCUUGAGAUCAGCUCGGCUACUCAAGUUUUCGCCUUCGGGCUUGCUUCAGAUAACAGGGACCAAACGAAACGGGCCGACACUUAGUCGUCUGUACAGCGGAGCUCUCGGCGGCAAAGGGACCGGAGUUUGUUCCCGAAAAAUCAGCCCUGCUUCGGGAAACGCGUCCAGUCGUGUGUGGCCAUAUGCAGUGGGGUGUGUGCGUAACUAUGCUGUGGCCACGGAGCAGAAGGAUGAGGCCAGCGUUGCGGUGCGGUCCAAGCAGGCGCAGCAGUUUGACUGGGCUCUGGCCAAGCUGGACAGCUCCGUGAGGAGAACCGGUCGCAUCACCAAGACCCUGUUGCUCCGCAUCUUCCAUGAUAUCUGCAGGACAGGUUAUCCCAGUGGUAACCAGGCCUUGUUACUGCUGCGUAGCUGUGGGUCGCUGCUGCCUGAGGUGCCCCUGGAGGAGCGCUCUGAGCUGGCACACCGUGUGUGGGAGAAGCUGCAGGAGUUGGGUGCACAGUAUGAUGUUAGUCACUACAACGCCUUGCUGAAGGUUUACCUGCAAAAUGAGUUCAAGUUCUCCCCCACUGACUUCCUGGCCAAGAUGGAAUUAGCUAACGUCCAGCCCAACAGAGUUACCUACCAGAGACUCAUAGCGGCCUACUGUCAAAAUGGAGAUAUCGAGGGAGCCAGCACCAUUUUGGGUUUCAUGAAGAGCAAAGAUUUACCCAUCACCGAGGCUGUUUUCAACUCCCUGGUGACAGGCCACGCAUGUGCAGGGGACAUCGAGAGUGCUAAGAACAUCCUGUCUGUGAUGCGGGCAGCAGGAAUUGAACCGGGUCCCGACACUUAUUUUGCGCUGCUUAAUGCCUACGCUGCAAAGGGAGACCUGGACAGUUUAAAAAAGACUAUGGAGGCAGCAGAUAGUGCAGACUGCAGUGUGAUGGACAGGGACGUCAUGCAGGUCAUCUUCACUCUGGCCAAGGCCGGACACCAGCAACACAUCCCAGAAAUGGUUGAGCGCUUGAGGCACGAGAGGGGCUACGUUCCAGAUGCCAUGAACUUGUGUCUGAGCCUCAUCACCCAGAGCCAGGAGGACACAGCUUUUCACAUCCUGAAGACUUUCCCCACACUGCAGUCUGAAAGCUUCAACACAGAGUCUGCCAACCUGGGCAACUUCUUCCUCAGACACUGUGUCAACAUGGACACGUCACUGGAGAAGAUCGGCAGGUAUUGCAAAGAGCUCCAGGAGUCUAAUCUGCACACUGCGGCGCUCAGCUUCACUCUGUCCUGUGCUCUAGAGGCCAAGAAGCUUGGGAUGUCUUUAGAGCUGAUGAAGAUGUUGAAGAAGCAGGACUUUCCCAUAAGGCCUCACUACUUUUGGCCCCUGCUCACUCAGCAUGUGAAGGACAGCAAUACAGCUGGUGUGGUUGAGGUGGUAAAGGGCAUGCAGGAGCUGGAGGUCUGCCCUGAUGUUGAGACUUUAUCCAACUACAUCCUCCCUGUCUUCCCCAGCACGGAAGCAGCUCGACAAGCCCUCAAGGAUGCAGGCAUCUCUUUGGAGUCGGAGGGCUUCCUGUCUUCAGAGGUUCGGUCCGUGGCUGUCAGCAACCUGGCUGAACUGUACACCAUACUGUCUGAUCCCUCCUGCCCAUCGUUGGACCUCAGUAUUUUCCGCGGCAGCCUCAUCCUGGGCUUCAGAAAGUCUUCUGAUGUGGAGAGCAUGGUGAAGGUAAGAUGUCAAUGUGCCCACAUUGUUGAGCGCCUCCUCCACAUUGUCGUGGCGACAGCACAGGUUGAUGAGGGUGGCAUAGCCGGCAACCGUCAUCUCCUCCUCGUGCUGCUGCUUCAGCUCAAGGAGUGUGGGUUUGUGUUUCUGCUGACAGAGGCUGCUUUUGGGCUGGAGUAUGGAUGGAUGGAUGGAAUACCAAUAACAACAAUAGUGGAGGAGGCGGUGGACAUCCUGAAGGAGAUGAAAGAGAAAGAGGUGGUGAUGAAUGACACACACGUCACCAUGCUCUUUCACACGCUCAACUCCGUGGUGGCCAAGGGCGGCGCCCCCACCAUCAGACGUCUGCAGGACACCAUCUUCACCCUUGGACUGGCCAAGCCCACCGCCAAUCUCUGCUCACCCCUCAUUACUGCCUACCUGGACAGUAAAGACCUGUCUGGAGCUCUAGAAGCAGCACUGGAGUGUCAGAAGCGCUACAACCACCUGCCUCGCAUCCAUGACAUUGUUGUUGCUCUGGUGGAGAAUGGAGACACCGAACUGCUGCAGAAAGCCAUGGACUUUGUGAGUCAGGAGCGAGGAGAGAUGACCAUGCUCUAUGAUCUGUUCUUUGCAUUCUUGCAGACAGGCCGCUACCGUGAGGCUCGUAAGAUCAUUGAGACCCCAGGGCUGAGGGCACGGCCUGGACGCCUGCACUGGUAUGCAGAGAAAUGCAUUUCAUCCAAACAGAUGGAGGCCUUGGAGCAGAUGGUGGACAUGACAGCCAAGCUCUUUGAGUGCGACAGGGAUGAGAUGUACAGUUACAUCCUCCGUCUCUGCAAGGAGACAAACGACUGGCAAAAGGCAGAGGCAGUAUGGACGAAGAUGCAGGAGGAUAACGUCAUUCCCAGGGAGAGGACCCUGCAUAUGCUGGCAGAUGUCCUAAAGAAUAAUGGCCAGGAGGUGCCCUUUGAGGUGCCCGAGACCUGGUACCAACAACCUGCCACCACACAGCAGGUCAAGUCAGCAACAACCCUCCCCACAGUUGAAAGUGGUGCUGAAUACCAGGCCCGUCUGUUGGCCUUAUGUAAAAGGGGCAAAGCUAAAGAAGCUUAUGGGAUGCUGAAGGAAGUCGAUAAAAAGGGUGUGGCAUUAGGUCCCGCCCCUUACGAUCAAUUGAUCCGGGCCCUGUUGGCCGAGGGAUCCAUUGAGGAUGCCAUGGCAGUCAAGGACAUUGCUGCGUCUCAUGUGCCGGGCUUUCAGCUGAGUGAUAUCGCCACCAAUCUGCUCAUCAUCACACACAGCAAGAAAGGCCAGGCUAAAGAUGCUCUCGAGAAACUGAAGUCUAUGCUGCAGGUGGACCAAGUGCCUUCGCAGCUCGCCGUUACCAGACUGGUUCAGGCCCUGGGUAGCGAUGGCGACGUGGCGGGCAUCCAAGAAGUGGAGUCACUGAUGAAGGGCCUCGGCACAACCCUCAACCUGUCCAGCAUGGUGUUUGUCAACAACACGGCCCUCGCACACAUCAAAAAUGGUGACAUGGAGUCCGCAGUGGAGGUGUUGGAGGCAGUAUUCACUAGUCCAAACAGCACAAACCCCAGUAUGUCCUUCGUCUUCAGAAAGAUCUUGGAAGAUGACAAUGACAAAGCCUUAGACAAGUUGAGUGCUAUGGCAGAGCGGCUAGCCAACCACUUUGGCUGCUACAGACCAGCUUCAGACCUCUUCCUCCAGCUGCUGGAUAUGGACAAAGUUGAAGAUGCCAAGUUCAUGCUAGCUCGUUGUAACGCCUUGGCAGAACAGAAGGAGGUGCUGGUGUCCUACUUGUCUCAGAAGGCUCAGCGUCCAGGACAGGUGGGCAAGAUCAAGGCCCUGCUGAGCUUGAUUCCAGACUUCACUGAGAAGGAGGUGGUGUACCCGUACUUGAUGAAAUGUCAUGUCCUGGAUAAGGACUUAUUGUCAGCCAAGGCUCUGCAAGAGCAGAUGCAGAAGGGGGGGACAGUCAUAGACGAGCUGUCACUCAAACGGCUGGCUGCGCUUUACCGCAAUGCAGGAGAGACUGUGCCCUUCGUGGAGCCCCCGGAGUCCUUUAAGUUUUAUGCAGACAAGCUGAAAGAGAGAGCGGCAAAAGCCAAGACAACAAUUGAGGCAUAAAGAAUCCUCCUCCUCACCUCCAUCCAAAUCCCACCGUUUUUCUCCUUUGUCUUUCUUUUUUUAUAUAAAUUGUCUGAGCUGAAAUCUUGAGUAUUGUGUUAUAACUGUUAGAUGAUAGACUCUUUCCACUGUGCUAUGGAGACUAUUGAUGAUGAUGAUGAUGAUGAUGAAGAUGUUGGGAAUGUACAGAAGUAUUUAUGCUAAUAAAUGUCACAUUCUGA